CCACAACAAAGUAAAGAUAAAUACUCUAUCUCGCUCGCUCCUCUAAAAUCUUCAGCAUAAAGUAUAAGACUUUAAGGAGGCAAGAUGAUUAUGUGGUAUAUCAUUGUUGCUGUCGUCAUCUUUGCAUCGUUACUCGUUGCAAGGAACAUGAGAAAGAACAAGAAGAAUCUACCUCCUGGACCACCAAGACUUCCUAUAAUUGGAAACUUGCACCAACUAGGAUCCAAGCCCCAACGUUCGAUGCUCGAACUAUCUGGAAAGUAUGGACCUCUCAUGUCUCUCAAGUUUGGAAACGUGCCUACCGUCGUGGCGUCAUCUCCAGAGACGGUGAAGGAUGUCUUAAGAACAUUCGACGCAGAUUGUUGUUCGCGACCGUACUUGACGUAUGCCGCAAGAGUUUCAUACAACUUAAACGACCUAGCCUUUUCUCCUUAUAGCAAGUACUGGAGGGAAGUACGGAAGAUGACGGUUCUUGAGCUCUACACGGCGAAAAGGGUGCAAUCGUUUCGGCAUAUAAGAGAAGAAGAAGUUGCUUCCUUGGUCGAGUUCGUGAAGGAGUCUGCUUCAUUGGGGAACAAGGUUAACUUGAGCAACACGUUAAUGAAACUGUCUGGAAGUGUGAUAUGCAGAGUAGGGUUUGGGAUAAAUCUCAAAGGGAGCAAACUCGAGGACACGUACGAGGAAGUCAUUCGAGAAACCAUGGAGGUGUUGGGGAGCUUCGCAGCAGCUGAUUACCUCCCUAUCAUUGGUCGAAUCAUCGAUAGGGUCACGGGGUUACAUAGCAAAUGUGAGAAGGUUUAUAAGGCAAUGGAUGCAUUUUUCGAACAUUCUAUAAAGCAACAUAUGGAAGAUGAGAGUCUUAAAGAUGAUAUCAUUGCCUUGCUUCUCAAAAUGGAAAGGGGAGAGGCUGAACUUGGAGAGUAUCGACUUACUAGAAACCACACCAAAGGGAUUCUUCUAAAUGUUCUUAUUGCUGGAAUAGACACUUCUGGCCACACAAUAACAUGGGCGAUGACACACAUGAUCACAAACCCAAGAGUUUUAAAGAAAGCACAAGCCGAGGUAAGAGAAGUGAUCAAAAACAAAGACAAUAUCACAGAAGAAGAUAUAGAACAACUCGAGUAUCUCAAAAUGGUGGUUAAAGAGACGGUAAGGAUCAACCCACUUGUACCACUUCUAAUCCCAAGAGAGGCUUCAAAGGAUAUAAAGAUCGCGGGUUACGAUGUUCCUAAGAAAACAUGGAUCCAUGUCAACAUUUGGGGUGUUCAUAGGAAUCCAAACGUUUGGAAUGAUCCAGAAGCAUUCAUCCCCGAGAGGUUCUUGGACAAUGAGAUUGACUACAAGGGUUUGAACUUUGAGUUGUUGCCGUUUGGUAGCGGAAGGAGGAUGUGUCCUGGUAUGGGGAUGGGUAUGGCUUUGGCACACUUGACUCUUAUCAACCUUCUUUAUCGAUUUGAUUGGAAGCUUCCAGAAGGGAUGGAGAUAGAAGAUGUUGAUCUUGAAGAAUCGUAUGGGCUUGUGUCUCCUAAGAAAGUUCCGCUUCAGCUUGUCCCGGUCCUUACUCAGUGGAGUUAA
This is a messenger RNA of Brassica oleracea var. oleracea, 1575 nucleotides long. Its product is annotated as cytochrome P450 71B13-like. The coding region runs from base 85 to 1575 and encodes 496 amino acids. Gene Ontology annotation, molecular function: heme binding; monooxygenase activity; oxidoreductase activity, acting on paired donors, with incorporation or reduction of molecular oxygen. The record is from RefSeq and is a predicted model, not a curated record. The transcript has 3 exons. NCBI's taxonomy places the organism in Eukaryota, Viridiplantae, Streptophyta, Magnoliopsida, Brassicales, Brassicaceae.